Messenger RNA from Galleria mellonella (greater wax moth), 1963 nucleotides. RefSeq names its product transcription factor Sox-14 (gene SoxN). The record is from RefSeq and is a predicted model, not a curated record. NCBI's taxonomy places the organism in Eukaryota, Metazoa, Arthropoda, Insecta, Lepidoptera, Pyralidae. Gene Ontology annotation, molecular function: DNA-binding transcription factor activity, RNA polymerase II-specific; RNA polymerase II cis-regulatory region sequence-specific DNA binding. Gene Ontology annotation, biological process: cell differentiation; anatomical structure morphogenesis; regulation of DNA-templated transcription. Bases 168 to 1274 code for a protein of 368 amino acids. The transcript has a single exon.
CCCGGCAAACGAGCCUCUCCAUAACGCACUGAGACUUCGCACCGCACGGUACCGCGAAACGUUAUCUCGACGCGCACCGCCGCGAGUCCAUGUGAACGACCGACGGUUCUCUCGUUGUGUACAGUGAAAGAAGGAUCGGCAAGCUGUACGCGCCUCAGGAAGAAGACAUGUUGACGAUGGAGACGGACUUGAAAGGCGGCAGCCUGCAUGCCACUGUGCCGCCGCACCAUGCUCUCCAGCACGGUUACGGCUCACUGGGCGCGCUCGGUGGCAUGAUGGCCCUGCCGCAGCAACAGCCGUUAACUCAACACCAACAGCUGCAACAUCAACAUCACCAGGCUUUACCGCAGCACCACGCGCAGCCACCGCAACAGCACCAUCAACCGCCCAACAACAACAAUAACAACACGAGCAAAAACUCGAAUGCAGACCGUGUCAAACGUCCUAUGAACGCAUUUAUGGUGUGGUCGCGCGGGCAGCGCAGGAAGAUGGCUCAAGAUAAUCCGAAAAUGCACAACUCAGAGAUCUCCAAACGGCUCGGUGCACAAUGGAAAGAUCUUUCAGAAUCUGAAAAACGACCUUUCAUUGACGAAGCGAAGAGACUUCGGGCUGUUCACAUGAAAGAACAUCCGGAUUACAAAUACAGGCCAAGGAGGAAGACGAAGACCCUUGCUAAAAAGCAAGAGAAAUACCCCCUUGGUGGUGGAGCAUUGUUAGGCGCUCCUGAGGGCCAAAGAACAUCCGCACCGGCAACUCAACAACCACGCGAUGUCUAUCAAAUGACACCGAACGGCUAUAUGCCUAAUGGUUACAUGAUGCACGACCCUAGCGCGUACCAACAGCAGGCCUAUGGAUAUCCACGGUACGAUGUAUCGCAAAUGCAGCAAGGUGGUUAUGGAGGUGGAUACUACGGUGGCGGCCAGGGUUCGCCUUAUCUCCCACAGCCGCCGUCGCCGUCUGCUUACGGGCUAGGACCCGGCUCACCGGGCGGUUACGCAUUGCCGCCGUCCUGCGCUUCCCACUCACCGAGCGGUUCAUCAGCAAAGUCAGAACCUGUGUCCCCUGGCCCCCCGGGACUGAAACGCGAGUUUGUGACACACGAGCCUCAGGCACAAUUAAAACGCGAGUUCGCACCGCACGCACACGCCCACGAGCAGCUGUCCAUGAAGCGGGAGUACGGUCAGCAGGACCUCAGCCAUAUUAUCAAUAUGUACCAUGUGCCCGACGAACAGCGGUACGCAGCCGCCGGCGAGCGCGCGAUGCCGCUCAUCUGAGAAUCGCCUUUCGCGUGCGACAUCGACAUCCCGCCGCUAUGAGCUGGUCGAGUCGCCGCGCACUUCGACGCCACCAGUGACUUUGUUACGCAUUGGAUGUCGCAUUAGAAUAGUGAUCGUUAUUCCCCGGCCGUACAUACUUCUAGGUAUGUGGAUUUAUUUGUUUUAUAUUAAGUGCGGGCCACGGCCCGCGCCGCUGUUAGUGUUACACAAACUGUUGACUUAACGAGUUACUGGCCUGUCACCGACGGCCGAAAGUUCAAUUAACAAUUGUUGUUUAUUGUAUUAUAAUAUGAUUACUGUAUUUUUUUAUGGUUUAAGUUGAAAUAUUCUUAUUGUGUCGUGUGGACGGACAUGAGUGCUGACUGCGGGUCGCGCGAAAGACGACGUAGUGACAGCGGUAAUUUGAAUACCAAAAAAAUUUUGAACAAUUUGUAAAUAUAGUGUUAAAUGCUAGAGUUGGUUUUAGUCGAUAAAUUGUAGUUAGAUAGCGAUAAGUCGUGCCACGACGCCACACUCGCACCCUCGUGCGUUGUACAAAAUAUUUGUUAUAUGGAAACGAACGUUAUAAAUCCUCGAAAGACUAAUAUUGUAAUACGAAAAUGUACAGUGAGUGUUAUAUAGUCAGUGGACACAAAAAUAUAUUGAAAAAAAAAGAAGUUAUUAAUAAACGACGCGUUAAAAUUGUA